AGUAGGUGCGGAGCCAGGGGCAGAGGGUGGGGGAAACGUCUUGGAGAAGAGAACGGCCUUCAGCCUGUUUCUCCAGGAUCCUCAACGCGCCCCCCACCCCCUCUACCUCCCGUCAGUCAGCUCCCCCAGAGGAAGGUGGACUGGGGCGGGAGACCAGCCUGAGAGCUUCCUGCUAUUGUCCCCAGACUCGUCUCCCCUUCUCCAUCCCUUCCCCAGCCUCCCCCUCCACCCUCCCUUGACUCUGGUUGUGACUCUGGCUCUGACCCUGACCACUCCCCAGAUGUGGCUGUAGGGCCAGGAGGAGAGAGAAGGGUUGUUUUCUCUCCCAGCAAAGGGAGGACCUGGGAGGAGAAAGGGAUGGCCAGGCCUCCCCCAUUUGCUUCAGGUGGGGGGUAUGAUGCAUCUGGGAUUGGUCUCAGCAGAGUAAGCCUUUCCCCAGGUCCAGGGUGAGAUGAGAACUGCUCAGAUGCUGCUCCUCCAAGAACAAAUGUGGGAAAAGCCCUCUUAACGAUGUAUCAAGCAAGUCUAGGGGCCAAUGCAAAGGCCAACCAAGUGUUUUCAGAGGCUGGACUAAUCCAGCCCAAGGUGGGGGGUGGGGUGCAGAGACAUUGGGCAGGAGGUAGGCAGGACUUGCUCUUUCAGGGGAGAAGGAAGAGGCUGGGGGUGCUCACUAUCAGAGCAUUUUGCCUAGAAAUGAAGAGCAUGUAAAUGAGAUGCAAAUUAGCCUCUAUUGUCCCCAGCUAGGGCGCUUUUGCUAUGAAGGCUGCUGGAUUCUGAGGGUUUUAAUGUGGGAGUGGUCGGCAUGCCCCACAAACUCUCCCUGUCACCCUUUUCCCCAAGACUGGGCCUUCAAUUCCAGGAGUUUCUGGCUAGGGCCCAACCCCAGCCCCUGUCCUCACAUCUCCAGGUUUGAGGCGGCGAGCACCUUUGUAAUCAAGCUCACUGUCACUGUCAAUGCCCCCCACACCCACACCCUUCCAGGGCAGCCUGUCCCUUUUCCUAGCCUCAGUAGACUUCUCCCAAAUUUUCACAUUUACUUUUAAGAGAUGUGGUAAGGAGGUCUAACUAAGCCUCUUCCCUCCUGUCCCUUCUUCCAUCAGGUCAGAGGUUUUCUAUCCCCUCAACCCCCCACAGGAGUCACGACCCCAGGGCCGGCAUAUGGGUGAGGGGGCACCCCCUGGGGCCUGAGCUGCCCCGCACAGGAUGCCCCGUGCCCCCCACUUCAUGCCCUUGCUGCUUCUGCUGCUGUGGCUCUCACUUCCCCAUACCAGGGCUGCCUUUCCCCAAGACCCAGUCCCUCUGCUGACCUCCGACCUGCAAGGGACUUCCCCAUCAUCCUGGUUCCGGGGCCUGGAGGAUGAUGCUGUGGUUGCAGAACUUGGGCUGGACUUUCAGAGAUUCCUGACCUUGAACCGGACCUUGCUAGUAGCUGCCCGGGAUCACGUUUUCUCCUUCGAUCUUCAAGCCCAGGAGGGAGAGGGGCUGGUGCCCAACAAGUACCUAACAUGGCGGAGCCACGACAUGGACAACUGUGCUGUGCGGGGGAAGCUGACGGACGAGUGCCACAACUAUAUCCGUGUUCUCGUUCCCUGGGACUCCCAGACGCUCCUUGCCUGUGGCACGAACUCCUUCAGCCCUGUGUGCCGCAGCUAUGGGAUAACUUCGCUGCAGCAGGAGGGUGAAGAGCUGAGUGGGCAGGCUCGAUGCCCCUUUGAUGCCACCCAGUCCAACGUGGCUGUCUUUGCAGAGGGCAGCCUGUACUCAGCCACGGCAGCAGAUUUCCAGGCCAGUGAUGCUGUGGUUUACAGAAGCCUUGGGCCUCAGCCCCCACUCCGCUCGGCCAAGUACGACUCCAAGUGGCUCAGAGAGCCACACUUCGUCUACGCCCUGGAGCAUGGGGACCACGUCUACUUCUUCUUCCGUGAAGUGUCCGUGGAGGAUGCCCGGCUGGGAAGGGUGCAGUUCUCUCGAGUGGCCCGUGUGUGCAAACGUGACAUGGGCGGCUCGCCUAGGGCCCUGGACCGCCACUGGACAUCCUUCCUGAAGCUGCGGCUCAACUGCUCUGUCCCUGGGGAUUCUACCUUCUAUUUUGACGUCUUACAGGCCUUAACCGGGCCUGUGAACUUAUAUGGCCGCCCUGCUCUUUUUGGGGUCUUCACCACCCAGACCAAUAGCAUCCCUGGCUCUGCGGUCUGUGCCUUCUACCUGGAUGAUAUCAAGCAUGGAUUUGAGGGCAAGUUCAAGGAGCAGAGGAGUCUGGACGGGGCCUGGACACCUGUGUCUGAAGACAGGGUUCCCUCCCCAAGGCCAGGAUCCUGUGCGGGGGUGGGUGUGGCUGCCCUGUUCCCCUCUUCCAGAGAUCUCCCUGACGAGGUCCUGACCUUCAUCAAGGCUCACCCGUUGCUGGACCCUGCCGUGCCACCCGCCACCCAUCAGCCUCUGCUCACCCUCACCAGCAGGGCCCUACUGACCCAGGUAGCGGUGGACGGUAGGGCCGGUCCCUACGGUAACACCACAGUCCUGUUUCUGGGCUCUGACGAUGGGACAGUGCUGAAGGUGCUGCCCCCGGGUGGGCCAUCUGGGGGCCCUGAGCCCAUCCUGUUGGAAGAGAUCAAAGCCUACAGCCCCUCCAGGUGCAGUGGGAAGCGGGCAGCCCGGACAGCACGGCGGGUAAUAGGGCUGGAGCUGGACACCGAGGGUCACAGGCUCUUCGUGGCUUUUUCCGGCUGUAUCAUCUACCUCCCUCUCAGUCGGUGCUCCCGGCACGGGGCCUGUCGGAGGAGCUGUCUGGCUUCUCAGGACCCAUACUGUGGCUGGCAUCGCUCCAGAGGCUGUGUGGCUGUCAGGGGGCCUGGUAGGGCUGAUGUGUUUCCAGCUGGGAGCCAGGACACCAUGGAGGACAGUGACUGCCAAGAUGGAGCUACUGGGAGUCAGUCUGGCACAGGGGAUCCUGCUUAUGUGCUUCUGGGUCCUGGCCCUCCCCCUGAGACCCCCAGCCCCCCCAGUGAUGCCCACCCCUGGCCCCAGUCUUCCACUAUUGGAGCUCACACUCAGGGGGUGCGCCGGGAACUCCCCCCAGCCUCAGCCUCCCUCUCCGUCCCCAUCCCACUCCUCCUGGCCUGUGCCGCCGCAGCCUUCGCCCUGGGCGCCUCGGUCUCUGGCCUCCUGGUCUCCUGCGCGUGCCGCCGAGCCCACCGACGUCGGAGCAAGGACGUUGAGACUCCGGGGCUCCCGCGCCCUCUCUCCCUUCGCAGCUUGGCCCGGCUGCACGGUGCGGGCCCGGAGCCGCCGCCGUCCAAGGACGGAGAAGGGGCGCAGACGCCCCAGCUCUACACUACCUUCCUGCCUCCCCCUGACGGCGUAGCCCCGCCGGAGCUGGCUUGCCUGCCCACACCGGAGUCCACGCCCGAGCUGCCGGUCAAGCACCUCCGCCACGCGGGGGCGCCGUGGGAGUGGAACCAGAACGGGAACAACGCCAAGGAGGGCCCGGGCCGCGCGCGGGGCGGCCACGCGGCGGGCGGCCUCGCGCCACGCGUGCUGGUGAGGCCGCCGCCGCCCGGCUGUCCCGGGCAGGCCGUGGAGGUCACCACCCUGGAGGAACUGCUGCGCUACCUGCACGGCCCGCAGCCACCGCGGAAGGGGGCCGAGCCCCCCGCCAUCUUUACCUCGCGGGCGCUCCCGCCAGAGCCCGUCCCCACGCCCCCACUUUUUGCGGGCUCCAGCCUCCUCCCCCGGGAGUGUGGGCCGCCACUGCGGCUGGACGUGCCCCCCGAGGGCAAGUGCGCGGCCCCGUCCCCGCGGCCCGCGCUGUCCGCCCCCGCUCCCCGGCUAGGGGUUGGGGGCAGCCGGAGAAUGCCCUUCCCCACUCACCGUGCGCCUCCCGCCCUGCUGACUCGGGUCCCCUCUGGGGGCCCCUCCAGGUACUGCGGGGGGCCCGGCAGACACCUCCAGUACCUGGGCCGGCAGGAGGGCUAUCGGGGCCGCGCCCUAAAGAGGGUGGACGUCGAGAAGCCCCAGCUGUCCCCGAAGCCGCCCCUCGGCGCGCCCCCCUCGCAGCAGACCGUCCCCAACGGCAGCCACUUUAACUUUUAGAGGGAGCUGCGCCACGUCCUCGAAUUGGGCCCUUGAGGCCCGCGCGCGCCGAGGCUGACCGCAUGGAGGCGUCUUCAAGGACAAAACCCCUCCCUCUCUCCGCGUUCCACACCUCCAGCCUUUCUGGACUCUGAGAGUCUCCCGGGGCCCCAGCCCGCUUCGGGUUUAUUUAUUGACUGUCUUUCCCCCUGUCCUCGAGAGAGGAGUGGGAGGUGAGAAGCUCGCCCCCUCAGUGAGCCAGCUUUUCGAGGGGGACCCAGCGCACUCCCACUCCCCCUUCCCUCAGCCAAGCUGCCUUAACUCGCCCCUUCGGGCCUCCUCCACAGACUGGGCCGCGGGCGGGCCGCAGGACGGACGGAUGGACCGACGGGGCUGGGGCCGCGCGCGCGCUAUGUAUAGUCCCCGGGCCUCCCGGGACGUGCCUCCUCCUACUGUGUAGGAGCCUCCGCUUCCCAAUACAGCUUUGUCCCCGA
Messenger RNA from Suricata suricatta (meerkat), 4565 nucleotides. It is a transcript of the gene SEMA6C, whose product is annotated as semaphorin 6C. Bases 1204 to 4092 code for a protein of 962 amino acids. Lineage: Eukaryota; Metazoa; Chordata; Mammalia; Carnivora; Herpestidae. Gene Ontology annotation, molecular function: semaphorin receptor binding; chemorepellent activity. Gene Ontology annotation, biological process: semaphorin-plexin signaling pathway; neural crest cell migration; negative chemotaxis. The transcript has 20 exons. The record is from RefSeq and is a predicted model, not a curated record.